UCAUCUGACUCAUCUCACGUCAUCUCAAAGGUUUUCCGGGUUUUUCCUUGAGGGGACGGUGAUAUAACGUAUCUUUGUGGUACAUUAAAGCCUUGAUUUUGCCCAAAUGAACCGUAUAUUUGGAAGCGGAAAGCCUAAGGGUCCACCGCCGAACCUUACAGACUGCAUAGGAAAUGUCGAUUCCCGGGCGGAGUCCGUUGACAAGAAGAUUGCCAGACUAGAUGCUGAACUCGUAAAAUACAAGGAUCAGAUGAAGAAGAUGAGAGAUGGGCCUUCAAAGAACAUGGUGAAGCAAAAAGCUAUGAGAGUUCUGAAGCAGAAAAGAAUGUAUGAGGGCCAGAGAGAUAAUCUCAUGCAGCAGUCGUUUAACAUGGAACAAGCAAACUACACAAUUCAGACACUUCAAGACACUAAAACCACAGUUGAUGCCAUGAAGGUCGGCCUCAAAGACAUGAAGAAAGCAUACAAGAAUGUGAACAUUGAUAAGAUUGAGGGUAUACAAGAUCAGCUGGAGGACAUGAUGGAGGAUGCCAAUGAAAUCCAGGAGGCAAUGAGCAGAAGCUAUGGCGUGCCUGAAGUUGAUGACGAUGACCUGGAAGCAGAGCUGAAUGCUUUAGGAGAUGAGCUCCUGAUGGAUGAUGACAGCUCCUACCUGGAUGAGGCUUCAUCAGCUCCUUCCAUCCCAGAAGGCAUGCCUGGCAACAAGACAACUAACAGGGAUGGUGUUCUGGUGGAUGAGUUUGGCCUUCCUCAGAUUCCUGCUACAUAAAGGAGCAAUCAGAACACUGAGUGCUUGUUUUACAUUUAUCAAUUUUGUAUUUAUCCAACUGACUCCCUGCCUAAAGACAGCACUGAAAGCCAAAGAAUCUUCUGUCCAUCAACUGGUGGGAAACUUUUAUGCAAAAUCAGGUUUCUUAAUUAAAAGCUGGUCAUUCUAUCAGUUAGUUUAGUAUGUAUCUGAGGUGAUUGGUGGAAUUGGGAUUCUCUUAACUCUGUACAGUUUCUGUAGUGCUCUGUUGCCAGGAACAAAAUAAAUUAUAUUUUUCAAACAAUAA
Molecule: messenger RNA, 1055 nt
Organism: Monopterus albus (swamp eel)
Lineage: Eukaryota; Metazoa; Chordata; Actinopteri; Synbranchiformes; Synbranchidae
Gene: chmp5b
Product: charged multivesicular body protein 5b
Exons: 8
Coding region: 107-769 (220 amino acids)
Biological process (GO): late endosome to vacuole transport via multivesicular body sorting pathway; vesicle budding from membrane
Cellular component (GO): multivesicular body
Source: RefSeq, a predicted model, not a curated record